Peromyscus eremicus (cactus mouse) is the source of this 1092-nucleotide messenger RNA. Its product is annotated as mas-related G-protein coupled receptor member B4-like. The record is from RefSeq and is a predicted model, not a curated record. Gene Ontology annotation, biological process: G protein-coupled receptor signaling pathway. The coding region runs from base 1 to 1092 and encodes 363 amino acids. Lineage: Eukaryota; Metazoa; Chordata; Mammalia; Rodentia; Cricetidae. The transcript is spliced from 2 exons. Gene Ontology annotation, molecular function: G protein-coupled receptor activity. Gene Ontology annotation, cellular component: membrane.
AUGGUUGCCUGGAUUAAAACCUUGUGCGCCUAUGGGGAGAUCAAGACUCCAAGAAUGAAUGGUAUGAUCUUGGAACACCAGUGGAAUAUUCUCAAGCGUGGGUCCAUCCAUCCCAGCCUAGAACACUUUGACAGCACAACAAUGGAUGGAAGUUACUACACUGAAAGCUUACACUGUGUCACCAUGUACAAAAUCAUCAAUAUUCUUGCUGUCAUAAUUUGCAUGGUUGGGCUGGCAGGAAAUGCCAUAGUGCUGUGGCUUCUAGGCUUCCACGUGCACAGGAAUGCCUUCUCAGUCUAUGUCCUCAACCUAGCUGGGGCUGACUUUCUCUUCCUCUGCUUUCAAACUGUGUUAUUCCUGAACCAAAUCCUUAUCCUGUUCAAAGGCAACAAUGUCAUUGUUCCAUUAUAUCUUGCCAUUAUGUCACUCGCUCCUUACCUUUCAGGUUUAUGUAUGAUUGCAGCCAUCAGUGUUGAGCGAUGCCUGUCUGUUUUGUGGCCCAUCUGGUAUCACUGCCAGAGACCAAGACACACGUCAUCUGUCGUGUGUGCCCUGCUUUGGAUCUUCUCUCUACUGUUAACCCUCCUGUUAGGGUUGGGUUGCAUUUUACUGUUUAGGGGUCAUGAAUAUUCUUUCUGUGAGAAUGCUGCUUUUGCCAGUGUUGUAUUUGUAACAGCACUAUCCGUGGUUCCUUGUGGAUUUAACCUGGCUCUGUUGGUCAGUAUCUUCUGUGGCUCACAGAGGAUUCCUGUGACCAGGUUGUAUGUGACCAUUGCACUCACAGUGCUAGUCUUCUUACUCUUUGGUCUGCCCUUUAGUGUCUCUUGUAUGUUUUUCAUUUCAACGGAGAAGAUGCCUACCAUUUUCUCUUGCAAUGUUAUUUAUAUUACAAUUUUCCUGUCCUGUGUUAACAGCUGUGCCAACCCCAUCAUUUACUUCUUUGUUGGCUCCAUUAGGCAUUGCAAGUUCCAGAGGCAGUCUCUGAAGAUGCUUCUGCAGAGAGCCAUGCAGGACACUCCUGAGGAAGAAGAUGGAGAGAGGGGUUCUUCAAGAAAUCCUGGAGAGCAAGAAACAGUCUUGUGUAGUAGCUGA